UCGGAGGAGGAAAGGCGCAGCCUUUUCCCAACAACAUCACAAAGUCAAAAGCGUUCGCGUUGCCGGAGGGGGUUUCUCCUUCAGCUAUGAACCCUAGCCUUCUCUCUCAGACCCACCGCUACGUUUUGAUCAGGCAGCUAAAUUCUCUCUUAACAUACUGUUUUUUCACACUCUGAGCGCUGGAGAAGAAGAAAAAGGAAAUAAAAGGAGACAACUUUAUUUUCCGCGUACUUCAGCCGCCGGAGAAAUUCACAUUUCGAGGUUUUUACGGGGAUUCUCGUUUCUGGGUUUUUAGCUUUUCCUAUUAUGGUGGUGGACAUGGCUCUCGAUUUAUCAGUUCUGAGUCAAUCCGUGUUUGUUUCCGGCGCGAGAACCACGAGUCUCACGCGAUACGGCCGAAACCCGAAAUUUCCAGUACGAGUCCUGUCGAGAAACGAGGGACACCCGUUCUCCGUCGCGUCUAAUUAUUCUAAUCCGUCCAAUUUCAGUUUUAGAUUCCAUCGGGGAUGUGGGUUUAACGAUAGAGGUCGCUUCAUAAUGUUAAGCUCGAGCCAAUGCCAUGUGGGUAGUCAGCAACGUUUCGAUCCCAGCGAAGAACUGGAAGAGAAAAAGGUUAUACUGAAACGGGGAAUCCUUUUGGGGGUAGUGGUGUGGGGAGUAUUCUUGUUUGGGUGCCAAAGGGUGUUAGCAUCAUCAGGUGUGGUGGAUGCAGGCUAUGGUGUAUUUGGACAGAGGAUAUUGUUGUUGAAGAAUGCUUGGCCAAAAGCGUCACAGGUUCUUAGGGUUCUUAGAGAGCAAGGCCUUAUUUUGGCUGCGCUUCUCGGCCUCUCUGCGUUCUUCUCUAUGGCGGAGACUUCCAUUACCACUCUAUGGCCAUGGAAGGUGCGUGAGUUGGCUGAAAAAGAGCCAGAAAAUGGUGUAUUUAGAAUGCUUCGUAGUGAUGUUACCAGAUUCUUGACGACCAUACUUAUUGGAACAACUGUUGUGAAUAUUGGAGCAACUGCCUUAGUCACGGAGGCAGCAACAGCUAUAUUUGGUGAAGCUGGUGUUAGUGCUGCCACUGGAGUGAUGACUGUUGCCAUAUUGCUCUUGACAGAGAUAACACCCAAGAGUAUAGCUGUCCACAAUGCUCAAGAUGUCGCCCGGAUUGUGGUCAGACCAGUUGCAUGGCUUUCCCUGGUAUUAUAUCCUGUUGGAAGAGUUGUCACUUAUCUAUCGAUGGGAAUGCUAAAGAUUCUUGGUUUAAAAGGGCGAAGUGAACCAUAUGUUACAGAAGAUGAGUUGAAAUUGAUGCUGCGGGGUGCAGAAUUGAGUGGUGCUAUAGAAGAGGAAGAGCAGGAUAUGAUUGAAAAUGUAUUAGAGAUAAAGGAUACCCAUGUUAGAGAGGUGAUGACUCCCCUUGUUGAUGUAGUUGCGAUAGACGCCAGUGCCAGCUUAAUCGAUUUCCAUAAUCUGUGGGUGACUCAUCAAUAUUCUAGGGUACCUGUUUUUGAGCAGCGUAUUGAUAAUAUAGUGGGUAUUGCAUAUGCCAUGGAUCUCCUAGAUUAUGUUCAGAAGGGUGAUCUACUAGAGAGUACAUCUGUGGGGGACAUGGCACAUAAACCUGCUUACUUUGUCCCCGAUUCAAUGUCCGUUUGGAAUCUUCUGAGGGAAUUUCGUAUAAGAAAGGUUCACAUGGCUGUUGUCCUUAACGAAUAUGGUGGAACCAUUGGAUUGGUAACUCUGGAAGAUGUGGUUGAGGAGAUUGUUGGUGAAAUAUUCGAUGAAAAUGAUUCAAAAGAGGAGAUUCAGAAGAAAACCGGUUACAUUGUGAUGAGAGCCGAGGGGACAUAUGAUGUUGAUGCCAAUACAUCUAUUGACCAACUUUCUGAAGAACUCAGCAUAAAGAUGCCAGAGGGUCAUCAGUACGAGACAGUGUCAGGGUUUGUGUGUGAGGCCUUUGGGUACAUCCCAAGAACUGGUGAGAGCGUGACGGUCGUCCUGGAAAAGGAACAAAGGGAAGAAGAAGAUGAACAAGAUGAAAGUAAACCAGAACGCCAACAAGAUCCAAAGGAGAAACACCUCAUCUAUAAGCUAGAGAUACUGGCGGGGAAUGCCAGGAAAGUGAGUGCUGUUCGGUUUGAAAGAAUAAGCGAUAUUGACGAGGCAGCUGAGGCAAGAGAUGUAAGGAGCAUGGUUCCCAAAUUUGUGAGGAAAUGGAGCAGUGACGAGGAGUCCGCUGAUGCCGAUGCCCCCAGCUCAUCCGUCCAUGAAAAUGUGGAGAACGGUGUCUCCGAUGAACGUUUAAUUGCUGAGAAUCUGAAGAAAGAAUAAAUGAGUUUUGUUUACAUUGUUUCUUUUCCUGGUUCCGAAAGAUACUGCCACUGUAAAUUUUCUUGUCUCUAAUUUUUUCACAUGAAGGAAUUUCAAAAGAGUCAUUUUUGUCUC
Molecule: messenger RNA, 2427 nt
Organism: Tarenaya hassleriana
Lineage: Eukaryota; Viridiplantae; Streptophyta; Magnoliopsida; Brassicales; Cleomaceae
Product: putative DUF21 domain-containing protein At3g13070, chloroplastic
Exons: 14
Coding region: 307-2313 (668 amino acids)
Molecular function (GO): flavin adenine dinucleotide binding
Source: RefSeq, a predicted model, not a curated record